AGAGAGACAGAGACAGACACACACAUAGAGAGACUACAGCUAGUGGUGCUGCAUCAGUAACAUGGCCGAGCGAACCGUAAAGAAGACGACAACGAUUCGAACCUCUCACGUGACAGGCGACGAUGACCUCGGCUACUCAAGCUUCCGGUCUGGAAUCAGUCCGCGCCGGAGCACAGUCAGGGAGGCUUCCCUGAGGGAGAGCCCCGUAUUACAACGUACGACCGCCUACAGCAGCAGAAUGUUCGCCAGCUCGGCCCAGGGCGAAGGUCAAGUGGUGACGGCACCCGCUGACGUCAUCGCGCACCGACAGAAGGAGAAGCAGGACCUCGGAGAUCUGAACGAACGCUUUGCGACGUACAUCGAGAGAGUCCGCUUCCUCGAAAAGCAGAAUAUCAAGCUGAGAGAUGACGUCACGGACUUCAGGACGAAGCUGGAGGGCCUGUCGGCCAACAUCAAGGCGACGUUUGAGACAGAGCUGCAGGAAGCGCGUCGCCUCAUCGACGACACUGCGCAUGACAAGGCCAAGGUCGAAGCGCGCAGCGCUCGCCUGCAGGAGGAGCUAGACGAGUACAAGAAGAGCUUUGAUGCGUUGUCCCGGCAACGGGCCGUGGAGAAGGAUCGCCUCAUGAAGCUGGAGCUACAGCUGUCAGACAAGGAUGCUGAGGUGGACCAGCUGAGCUCCAAGUUCGACAGUCUCAGCGAUGACCUCGGUCACUACAAGAAGGAGAUCGCACAGCUGACUACGGAUCUACCCAACCUACGAUCG
This is a messenger RNA of Priapulus caudatus, 766 nucleotides long. RefSeq names its product intermediate filament protein ifa-2-like. Lineage: Eukaryota; Metazoa; Priapulida; Priapulimorpha; Priapulimorphida; Priapulidae. The record is from RefSeq and is a predicted model, not a curated record.